This is a messenger RNA of Cylicostephanus goldi, 186 nucleotides long. NCBI's taxonomy places the organism in Eukaryota, Metazoa, Nematoda, Chromadorea, Rhabditida, Strongylidae. The record is from the annotation of a GenBank genome assembly.
UCAAAAGGCGACGACUGCGUGUACAAAUUAGGCGAUUACGGGUUUGCCAAACGUCCAGAACGUAAUGUGCUCAUGGAGUCACCAUGUUGUACUCCUUAUUAUGCACCUCCUGAGGUGCUAUCCCGUGAAUUAUACGAUAAAUCCUGUGAUAUGUGGUCAUUAGGAGUGGCAAUGUAUAUAUUGUGA